This is a messenger RNA of Cordyceps militaris CM01, 696 nucleotides long. RefSeq names its product 2,3-diketo-5-methylthio-1-phosphopentane phosphatase. The record is from RefSeq and is a predicted model, not a curated record. NCBI's taxonomy places the organism in Eukaryota, Fungi, Ascomycota, Sordariomycetes, Hypocreales, Cordycipitaceae. The transcript has 3 exons. Gene Ontology annotation, molecular function: acireductone synthase activity; magnesium ion binding. Bases 1 to 696 code for a protein of 231 amino acids.
AUGCUUGCCAACGUCGAUGUGGUGCUUCUUGAUAUCGAGGGCACCGUUUGUCCCAUAUCUUUUGUCAGAGAUGUCUUAUUCCCGUAUGCCCUGCAGGCACUUUCGAAAGUCUUAGAUGAGCAGUGGGAUAGCUCAGCCUUUGCGCCAUAUCGUGAGGCUUUCCCGGAAGAGUAUCGCAACGAUCGUGUUGCUCUGGAGGCCCAUGUCAGAGAUCUAGUUGAGCGCGAUGUGAAAGCUCCGUAUCUCAAGUCUCUUCAGGGUCACUUAUGGCGACACGGCUAUGAGACUGGUGUCCUCCAGGCGCCUCUUUUUGAUGAUGUUCCUUCUUUCAUCAAACUUGCACACUCUCUUGGCAAGCAAAUCAUGAUCUACUCUUCCGGUUCUGUGCCUGCGCAGAAGCUCUUCUUCGGCCAUACGACAGCUGAUCCACCCAACAUGAUUCCAUUGAUCACGGCAUGGUUCGAUACCGUGAAUGCAGGGCCAAAAACCGAAGCUGCGAGCUACACCAGGAUUCUCUCAACGGUCCCAGCGACGAAGCCUAGUCGCUGGCUCUUCUUGAGUGACAACAUCAAGGAGGUUGAUGCUGCGCGGGCCGCUGGUUUGCAGAGCUACCCGGUUGUGCGCCCGGGAAAUGCGCCUCUGCCUGUGGACCACCCACUGACCAGUUCGGCUUUGUCUUCCUUUGUUUCAACUUAG